This is a messenger RNA of Amoebophrya sp. A120, 2068 nucleotides long. The record is from the annotation of a GenBank genome assembly. NCBI's taxonomy places the organism in Eukaryota, Dinophyceae, Syndiniales, Amoebophryaceae.
AUGGUGCGCACCACUUCCAACACGGGCCCGCCGAAUCAUGAUCCGCGACUCGGCCCACCCCGCGGCGCCGCCAAUCCGGACUUUCCCGGCGGAGUAUCACGAGGAAAUAUCCCCCCUUCCCAUAUCCAAAAUGGAAAUCUGCGUUCCUGAUUUGUGGCCACAAAUCAGCUUCGUCUUGCAACAUGGCAGUGCCAGAGGUGUCUGUCGCAAUGCUCGGCUGAUUCCUAAUGGUGUUGGACCUUCAUGGCAGCCACUUGUUAUGCAAAACAGCUAUGCCGACGCAGAGACACCCCAACUCAGUUUUGUGAUCUGCCUUGCCUGCAUUUCCUUGAUGCAAGACACAGCUGUAUAAGUACGCAAAUCGAGCCCCACAAGUUUCCUUCUCAAUGUGGGGAGGGAGGAUUUUUCCUCACAAUACGAAGGAGGCGGUUACCAGAGGCGCGGUCCGCCGCCAACGCGUUGGAACGUGGAUCAAUUGGUGCAGGCCACGAUCCGUCUGAUGGGCCUCAACCACAGCAUGGUCCGCGAUAUCCUGAUCCAGAUCUGCAUCUUAGUCGCCGGUUUGAUCUUUGUCCUCUCCGGUGACCUCGGGUCCGCCGGAAUCUGCCUGCUGCUCUACUACACCUGGUUAUCGAAGAAAAAAAGUUCGUCACGAUCCCUCAUGCGCAUUCUUGCAAUACAAAAUUUUUUGUCAUGCGUAAAAAUGCAUCACAGCCAAACUCUAUUAGGGAUUUCCCUAGUGUUUCUGCAAUACAAGAAAAGUUUGUGAUGCUGAGAAAAUUUGUAAUGCAAAGCACGCAGGUUAGUGAGUGACUGUGACGAACUUUUUUCUCUCCAUACUGGUAUCUAUCUUCGCGGUUCUUGUUUUUUGUUGAGGGGGAGGAAAGGAUGGAGCCGAAGCAUUGACAACUUUUUAUGUAAGGUCAUUUUUUUUUAUGUAAGUACUAAAAUCACGACCAGGAAGAAAAAGUCCGAAGGAAGCACCUCUCCACUGCCGAAAUGAGCUGAGGGUCACACGAUGAUGAAAGAACUACUCUAACAGGUACUUGUACUUGCAGCUAACCUACGGCCUCGCACGGCAUCUGUUUGAUCCCCCGCCGCCCGGACAGGGAUUACGCGCUCCCCUGCUCACGGAGUCCGAACGCCAACAGUACGCCCAACAGGACCAGGACCAAGCCUCGGAGCAACCCCCGACCCAGCCUACCCAGCCGCAUCCCCCCUCUGACACGACCGAGCCCGCUGCCCCCAACCUACCCUUCCCUACCAACGGCAAUCCUGCAGUCACCGCGACUAAUACUGUGUAGGUGUGAAGAUGUAAAAUGCUCGAACGUUUCUCUUCGCAGCUAUGCAUAACUAGAAAAUCAAUGAAAAUGAAUCACCUCCAGCUGUAUAUCUUUCGCGACGACACCAGACGCAGAAGAAACGGCGCGCCUCCUGCAAUUCUAUCAAAUCUUCAGAUUAGGGAACGAAGCACGUUAAUCAUGAUCUCGAGAAAGGGAACCAAAAGCUGCCAUUGCUUAAAAUAUAUGUUUUCUGCUUGCUAGUGGAACAUACACAAAGCAUCUGGCAUGACUUAAUGCCUUCUUAUCUUUUCAAAACUUUUCUUUGACCUUUGCAUAUGCUUGUUGCUCUCUGAUAUGAGAGUGCUUCCGUGGCUUUUUGUGAUUUUUUGUACAACCCACGAGCUACGUUUGAAGAGUAAGUUGUGUGUGUAGAUUUCUUGUUCACUGUGUCCCCAAAGAUUUUCCAUAUUUUGGCAUGGUGCCACUUUAUUCACUCGUGUAAGUAGUGUUGACAUGUACGAUACUCUUGUUUGAUUGCUCUCCUCUUCUGAUUCCUUCUCUUUCUUUGAAGGGGAAGAUCAGACGAUUUAUUGCACGAAAAUAAAUUUAUCGAACUUUUCAUAGUUUCUGGACGACAAGCAUUAGCAUACUUCGCGGUUACACGGAACCAUUCACAAUGUAUGCUUUUGGUGCUGCGACAGCCACUACCCUUUUUCCGUCUGACGUUUUCAACAGUGGCAACAGGUGCAACUACGACAGAAACAGAAAGCAUUGCAACGAGUUAC